AUGCGAGUCGUGCGGAGAUUGUUUGCGCCGCGCGGUCCCGUUGUUGUUCCCGCGGUUCGUAAAGCGGAAGCUUCUCGCGUGAGUGUCAUUGAUACGUCAGUAGAGAUCAUUCAACCUCCCCUGGUGGGAUGGAUAUUCACGCAUGGCACCUUAUUAGGAGGGCAGUUGCCAACUGAUGCAAUUGACCAGCAGCUUCUUUGCUCUUUUGGCCAAUUCCAAGCCCCGACACGACUCACAGGCAGGGAUCGCACUGUGAUUUGCAGUUGUUGGGACCGAGGUCUGGAUGGUUUGUCUCCCAACAAAAUGCAGUCGCGGCUCCACACGAAAAUCGCAGCGAGUGAUAGUAUCUGA
Aspergillus puulaauensis is the source of this 351-nucleotide messenger RNA. RefSeq lists its product as uncharacterized. Lineage: Eukaryota; Fungi; Ascomycota; Eurotiomycetes; Eurotiales; Aspergillaceae. The record is from RefSeq and is a predicted model, not a curated record. The transcript has a single exon. Bases 1 to 351 code for a protein of 116 amino acids.